AUGAAACACUUCUCAAGUGAAAUAAAUCAAUUUUUUAAAGAAUUAUCAAUGAAUGGUAAAUAUUUACAAGAUCCUCAAAUAAAAAGUAUUGAUAAUUUAUUACGAACAAUUCAACAAAAUGAUGAUGUUGGACAAAGAUUUUUAUUAAAUACAUGUACAGAUUAUAUUUAUUCUCAUUCAACUGAUAAACAAUAUAAACAAUGUUUAAUUGAUAUUCGUCAAUCACUUCUUCGUCCAUUUACUGAAUGGUUAAUACAACAAUCAUCAUUAUUUCGUUUAUGGAAUAAUCGAAUGAUAAUUAAUUUACGUCAAAUUUGUUUUUUAUUAAUUCAACUUAAUCGAUUUAUUAUUCUUGAUAUAAUGAUAUAUUAG
Rotaria sp. Silwood2 is the source of this 372-nucleotide messenger RNA. The record is from the annotation of a GenBank genome assembly. NCBI's taxonomy places the organism in Eukaryota, Metazoa, Rotifera, Eurotatoria, Philodinida, Philodinidae.